Molecule: messenger RNA, 864 nt
Organism: Melopsittacus undulatus (budgerigar)
Lineage: Eukaryota; Metazoa; Chordata; Aves; Psittaciformes; Psittaculidae
Product: probable G-protein coupled receptor 141
Exons: 1
Coding region: 1-864 (287 amino acids)
Cellular component (GO): membrane
Molecular function (GO): G protein-coupled receptor activity; oxysterol binding
Source: RefSeq, a predicted model, not a curated record
AUGCUGAACUGCACCAUAACCCAGCAGAACCACUCCUCCAACGAGACACUGCCACCCAUCUCAGAGAGGCUCCACAGCAUCCUCAUAGCCCUGUACAUCAUCGACCUGGCUGGAGGCACCCUUGGGGUCAUCAUGAUGUCCCAUCAGUUAUUCCAGCGGCGAUCACGGUCUGUGAUAACCACCUUCAUCGUCAGCCUGCUGGUGCUGCACACCUUCCUGCUGCUCAGCAUCCCCUUCCGCCUCAGCUAUUACAUCUUAAGGGAAUGGAAGUUCGGGAGGCUCGCCUGCAAGCUCACAAGUGUCAUCCUAUACAUCCACAUGUAUGGCACCUUUGCGUUCUAUGUGGGCAUCAUCACCAUACGCCUCUUCCAACUCGAGUUCAGGAGGUGCUACACUACAGCCUGGGUGGGUGCUGUCUGGUCGCUGGCAGCCCUGGUGAUCACCCCUCUUCUUCUGUCCUAUUAUGGCACCUCUAAGACAUACCACCCCUCUGAAUGCUUCCAGUUCCAGAGGGAGAUACAGGAAACACACAUGGUGAUCAUCAACUACUGCCUGGUUGGGGUUCUGGUGGCAGUUUGUGCUGUGCUCACUGUAAUGCAGCUGUUUGUGAUCUAUAGACUGGCUGUGAGGUACUGGCCUGACAUCAACUCCCAUGUGGAAUUCAGGGCUCAGGCAAAGAGCUUCUUCUUCAUCUUGGUAACAUUAGUGUGCUUUAUGCCUCAUCAUGCGUUCAGAGUGUAUUACAUCCAGAACUACCACCUGGAUAAAGACUACAAACUGCUCUUGUACAAUGAAGUCUUUCUAGCUUUAACAACAAUGUGCUGCUUGGAUAUGUUGUGCUUCCUAACAGGAAUAGCCCACUGA